This is a messenger RNA of Seriola dumerili (greater amberjack), 3522 nucleotides long. RefSeq names its product potassium voltage-gated channel subfamily H member 7-like. Bases 1 to 3522 code for a protein of 1173 amino acids. Gene Ontology annotation, cellular component: membrane. Gene Ontology annotation, biological process: membrane repolarization during action potential; regulation of ventricular cardiac muscle cell membrane repolarization; potassium ion transmembrane transport. Lineage: Eukaryota; Metazoa; Chordata; Actinopteri; Carangiformes; Carangidae. Gene Ontology annotation, molecular function: inward rectifier potassium channel activity. The record is from RefSeq and is a predicted model, not a curated record. The transcript is spliced from 16 exons.
AUGCCUGUAAGAAGAGGUCACGUUGCGCCACAAAACACAUUCCUUGGAAUAAUAAUUCGGAAAUUCGAGGGUCAGAACCGGAAAUUUGUGAUAGCCAAUGCCAGGGUGGAGAACUGUGCAAUCAUCUACUGCAACGAUGGCUUCUGUGAGAUGACAGGCUUCUCCCGACCAGACAUCAUGCAGAAGCCGUGCACCUGUGACUUCCUCCAUGGUGACCUGACUGACAAAGAGGCCAUCAGCCAGGUGUCCCAGGCUGUGCUCGGGUCUGAGGAGCGCAAGGUGGAGAUCACCUACUACCGUAAGGAUGGAACUGACUUUCAGUGUAACACUCACAUAAUUCCAGUGAAGAAUGAGGAGGGCGUGGUGAUGAUGUUUAUCUUAAAUUUUGAUUACGUUGUGGAUGAGGGAAGUGACAGCUCAACAGAGAAGAUAAGCCCCACGUCCCCUACAAAGUCAGAUCAAAGGAGGAGUAGAUUCUUCCGCUUCCGCCAGGCUGCUUUGAGCCUAAUGAAUACCAACAAGCAAUCUCUUCCGCAAGAGGACCCAGAUGCUGUGAUGGUGGACUCACCCAAAGAGAAUGAAGACUCAGUGGCCCUACAGAGCUUCCCUUCACCCACCAAGAGCAUUUGUAGUCCCAUCGAGGCAAAUGACACACAUGCCCUCAUAGGCUCAAGCCACCACUCUUCCCAGGCAAGCGUCGGCCCCGAACCACUUGACCAUUCAUCCCCUAAACUCCCCUGGGAGAAGCUGUACCAGACGGAGCCGCACCAAUCCUCUACCUCCCUCUCAAACACCUUCCCCAGAGGCAGCAUCAGCAGCAUGAGGCGAGCCUCAUCGGUUCACGAAAUUGAGGCUUAUAGCUGCAAUUCCAAAAGCAUAUUCAGGGAUCGGCAUACAAGUGAAGGCCCUUUUAAUCACGUGAAGUCCAGCCUGCUUGGCUCUACCUCUGAUUCUAACAUCAACAAGUAUAGCACCAUCAACAAGAUCCCUCUGAUUGCACUCAACUUCUCUGAGGGGACUGAUAAAAAGACUCAUUCGCCGCCAACAUCUGAGAAAGCCAUUAUAGCACCAAAGGUCAAAGACAGAACUCACAAUGUCACAGAAAAAGUCACACAGGUCCUGUCGCUUGGAGCAGAUGUGCUGCCGGAGUACAAACUCCAGACAGCCCGCAUUGACAAGUUCACCAUCCUCCACUACAGCCCGUUCAAAGCCGUGUGGGACUGGCUGAUCCUGCUGCUGGUUAUUUACACAGCAAUCCUCACUCCCUACUCUGCUGCUUUUCUUCUCAAUGACCAAGAGGAGCAGAAGAGACGUGAAUGUGGAUACUCCUGCAGUCCUCUUAAUGUAGUGGAUUUAAUGGUGGACAUUAUGUUCAUCAUUGACAUCCUGAUAAACUUCAGGACCACUUACGUAAACCUGAACGAGGAGGUGGUCAGCCAUCCAGCUAAGAUAGCGAUCCACUACUUUAAAGGCUGGUUCCUUAUAGACAUGGUGGCAGCAAUCCCCUUUGACCUUCUUAUCUUUGGCUCAGGAUCUGAUGAGACUACCACCCUGAUUGGCCUGUUGAAGACAGCUAGACUCCUGCGAUUGGUGCGUGUAGCCAGGAAACUGGACCGCUACUCUGAGUAUGGAGCUGCAGUCCUCAUGUUGCUCAUGUGCAUCUUCGCCCUCAUUGCCCACUGGCUAGCCUGCAUAUGGUACGCCAUCGGCAAUGUGGAGAAGCCCUACUUAGAGCACAAGAUUGGCUGGCUGGAUAAUCUGGGCGUGUCCAUAGGAAAGAGAUACAACUAUAGCGAUCCUAGCUCUGGUCCAUCUAUCAAGGACAAGUAUGUCACAGCGCUUUACUUCACCUUCAGCAGUCUGACCAGUGUGGGCUUUGGAAAUGUUUCCCCAAACACCAACUCAGAGAAGAUUUUUUCCAUCUGUGUCAUGCUGAUUGGCUCCCUAAUGUAUGCCAGCAUUUUUGGAAACGUCUCUGCCAUCAUCCAGAGGUUGUACUCGGGUACGGCCCGUUAUCAUGCUCAAAUGUUGCGGGUGAAGGAGUUCAUCCGCUUUCACCAGAUUCCCAACCCACUGAGGCAAAGGCUGGAGGAGUACUUCCAACACUCGUGGACCUACACCAACGGCAUUGACAUGAACACGGAGGUGUUAAAAGGUUUUCCUGAGUGCCUGCAGGCAGACAUCUGCCUUCACCUCAACAGGAAUCUUCUUCACAACUGCAAAGCAUUCCAAGGAGCCACCAAAGGCUGCUUGAGGGCCUUAGCCAUGCGCUUCAAAACCACUCAUGCCCCUCCUGGAGACACCCUGGUCCACGGUGGUGAUGUGCUCACUGCUCUCUACUUUCUGUCCCGCGGCUCUAUUGAGAUCCUGAAAGAUGACAUUGUGGUAGCCAUCCUGGGAAAAAAUGACAUCUUUGGAGAAAUGAUCCAUCUGUUUGCCAAGCCUGGGAAGUCCAACGCUGACGUGCGAGCUCUGAGUUACUGUGACCUCAGCACCAUUCAGAGGGAAGAUCUGCUGGAGGUGUUAGACAUGUACCCAGAGUUCGCUGACUGCUUCUUCAACAACCUGGAGCUUACCUUCAACCUCAGAGAUGAGUCUGCCAAGGCCUCCGGUUCCCAAGACGAUGAUUCAGAGGACGAGGGCACUAAAAGCAUUAAAAGAAGAAUUUCCUUCACCCCAGAUCUAUCUAAAGGGGAAAACAAGGAAGUGGUUAAAGACAUGGGGAGGGAGAGGGAGUCCAACUCGUGCCUAAAGAGAUGUUCAGGAGUCCUGGGUCCCUCUUCACCCACUCCCCCAGUCCUGGACUCAGAUCUUAUUGUCAGAGACAGUUUAGAGAGAAGUCCAUCUUUUGAAGAUCUGUGCUGUGAUAAAUGGGCCUGUAAGAAGCCUACGGACUACCUGGAUGAGUCAGCACACUUCCAGGACCUGAGAGAAGAUGAUAACUCUGCCAGCGAAAUCACGUAUGGAGAGGUGGAACAGCGCUUAGGUCAGCUCCAAGAGCACUUAAACAGGCUGGAGUCUCAGCUGAUGUCAGAUAUUCAGACCAUCCUGCAGCUGCUACAGAGGCAGCCGACUCUGGGACCUCCAGCCUACAGCACUGUGACUGCCAGUCCAGACUAUCACAGACCUGCAGUGAAGGUUCAGCCAGUUGCUCUGACUGCAAGCCAUUUUUUCAGCCAUACAGGAACUCAAGGCCCCAACCACAAACUAGAGAGCACCAUUCAGGAAUCCAAAGACUCUCUGUCAAGCUUGGCCAACGUGAAUGCACCCAUCGACGACAGCCUUACAGCACUGCUUGUACAAAGACAUACGGGGCCACAACAACAGCAACAACAGCAACAACAGCAACAACAGCAGCGACAACAACAGAUCACAGGGCAUCAGCAUUCUGCAUUGAUCCUUCUUCCAACUGAAACCUCCUCCACCUCCUCCUCCUCUUCCUCCCCAUCCCCUUCUGACUCCAACCUCAACACCACUGGACUCCAUAGACCUGUUUCAGACCCAGAGUUUCCAGGACCGUAA